This is a messenger RNA of Dibothriocephalus latus, 489 nucleotides long. Lineage: Eukaryota; Metazoa; Platyhelminthes; Cestoda; Diphyllobothriidea; Diphyllobothriidae. The record is from the annotation of a GenBank genome assembly.
AUGAGCAAACUGGACAUCAACGGCGAUGGCAUAAUCACGCUAGGAGAAUACAAGGUUGCACUUAACAUAUCAAGUCAACCAAUGGAUGCGUGGAAGGAAAUGUUUCAAUCCCUCGACAAAGAUGGAAGCGGAACAAUAAGCGUCAAUGAGUUGAAAGCCUUUCUUGCGUCGGCGGGUUCCGCAGACAUGCAAGACACUGUAGAUGCCUGGAUGGAAGACUAUGACACAAAUAAUGACGGCCAACUGAAUUAUCAAGAAUUUUUGGGCUUUAUUGCAACUCUCGAAGAAUGGCGGGAACUCUUCGACCUUAUAGACGUAGACAGAUCUGGAGAAAUCGACGCUGCGGAACUGAUGUUGUUUCUAAAGGACCACGGAUAUUCGGAGUUAGUGCCUGCAGUCAAGGCCUGGAUCAAAGAGUUUGACAGAAACGGCGAUGGGAAAUUACAAUACAGGGAGUUCCUCAGUUUCGUCGCUUCCCGAGAAUGCUAA